This is a messenger RNA of Alternaria atra, 2811 nucleotides long. RefSeq lists its product as uncharacterized. The transcript has 3 exons. Bases 1 to 2811 code for a protein of 936 amino acids. The record is from RefSeq and is a predicted model, not a curated record. Lineage: Eukaryota; Fungi; Ascomycota; Dothideomycetes; Pleosporales; Pleosporaceae.
AUGGCUUCCUCAAUAGCUUCUCCAGUUCCGUUGCGUUUCAACCAACCUCAACCGACGAGCAAUGAUCCAAAGGCCUUUGAUGCAGGUCGCGAGACACCUCUUCCACAAUACGAGCAGACGCAAUCGGUGCCCUUCACCCUGAAUCUCCAAGAAGAUGCAAGAAAUCCCGGCCAGUUUCAGCUUGUCUUCAACCUUGGCUCAAAACAACAGCUGCAGAAUGCAAUACCUCUGAACUGCACAUCUCAUGUUGCUUCUCGUACAACUCCACGAGACAGCUUGAAGUCGGAUGCAGAACAUCCAGUAUCAUUCGCACCUCAGAGCAGAAGCCCACCAACUACUCCUCUGCAUGAUACGCAAGGCUGGGCCGAUCUAGACAAUGUACCUCCAGACUUUCUCAAAAAGGUCGUGCCAGAUUGGGAUGUAUCGUUUUCUCGGAGCGACUCAACAGCUUCUACGCAAUCCAGACGACUUACCGACAUCAAGGCCAGGAUCAAGAAGAAAGGAAAGGGCUACGUGGUGCGCUUGUUGAAAGGUUCCGUGGAUUCAAACGAGAUUGCAGAAGUAGAUUUGGGUCAACAAUUCAACGCAGAACAAACAUCUGAAACUCAAGAGCUUGAUUCCGCGACCUUGCCAGCCGAAUUGUAUUGCCCUCCUUCUACUGUUACAUCGACCGCCGAUACGCUUCUUGGACGCAAUGAUAUUUUUGAAAUCGGUACUUCGAAUACACCUGGCAUUCAACGACUACUGCCAUCCGCCAUGGCUGGACCUAUUGAGCCUGCCGUACCAUCAAUGAGACAUCUGCCGCGCCAUAGCCUAGCUAGGAGCUCGAUUGCUGAAGAUGGCCUGAGUGAUGCCGAGACUCUGAUACCCGAUAUUCGUUCGAUAUACGGCCGUAUGGAUGAAGACCAGACCGACGCCGAGCCAUUCUCCCAGACCACAACAACCCCCACCCGGUCGGCUUCAGUCUCCAGCAUUGUAAAGACACCGACUCGUGGUCUAUCACUUGUUGGACCUGUACGAAAGCGGGUAGUAGAGAAGAAGACCCGCCCUCGUGUGAAGAGCCGUGCGGUGAACUUAGAACUUAAACGAUCUGAUGCUCAUAAAUCCGUCAAGCAUCGCGUAGUAUCAACAGUCAAUGCAUCAGAUAGUGUGUUUAUGGAGACUGCAGCAGAGUCGACGACUUUGCGCCAACGCAUACGUCCGACGUCUCGCAAAUCUAAUGAAUCUGGUCCAGCGAAUGAUGAGUAUGGUACUUGGUCACACCCAAUACGACAAACCAGUAUAGUGAAGCCGCGACAUCUGCGUCACUUAUCUGCGGACGAAUUACAUGCUCCCUCCAGACCCAAGCUUGGAUUGCGCCUUGUGACUGAUGUGCCUCAAACAAGGUCAGCACAUGUGUCACCAGCGACGCGGCGGAAGAAGUCACCUAGGCUCCGCAAGCCCGCAUCAUCCUCAUCGUCACCAAUGGAGGCAGACGAUGCUGAUGUGCCAUGUUCUCCUGAGUGGGCGGAAAUCGAUCGCUCAAAUGAGCUUCAUGAAGCUCUAGGAAGAGCGCUGGGUAAAUUCAUUCCCAGGAACGAAGAUGACGAGAAUGACACCAGAGAGUUCUCGGUACCCAAGAUCAUUGAGCCACUAGAUAGCGACCACAUUGGUGAGAUAACAUUACCUUCGGAAGUAGAGAUUCGAUCGGCGCCACUUGGAGGUCGCAGCCUAACCGCGAUAUACUGGGGUCUUGCACUGAGUGCCUUGUCGGAUAAAGCUUAUGAAGGUUUCCGAUUGCUUCGUGACACAUUCGGGACGGAGCCUGCUGUGCCACAGGGACAUGUUCGUGUUCGAUGGACUUGUUCAUGUGGUGAGCCACUAUAUGACGAUUUCAUCGAACAGCGACCAAAUGCUGCUCGUCUUCUCGAAGCUUUUCUCAACCGCCCGAGGGCUCACACACCAAGGAGUCCUACCAGCCAAGGCAGUACGGCAUCAUCGAUGGCUUCCAUCUUUGACUCGUCCAGUAGAGCAUCCACACUAACCACACCAUCCUCGACUUACGGAGGACCUAGUUCCUGGACAAGAGGCAGUGAUGCUUCCAAGUACAGUCCGUCUCGCACCCGUAUUACCAACCCCUUCAGUGUCCGUAUGCCAUCAUUCGCCGAGGAGUCCUGGCUCUUGACCUGUGCAAAUGAGGGGCGUCUUACGCCUAAGAUUGUUCAUCUCGAUGUCAACGAAGGACGCAUAAGAAGCGACAAAGACCUUGCGCUCGCGCUACGAGAGCACUAUGACCAGCUUAAUCGACGGUGGUUCAACUGGGCUCGCCUUCGUGGACUGACGACCAUCGAGUUCGUUCAAUUCGAAGUCCAUCGUAAUCGUUUCGCUGAUAUCCGUGCUGCACCUUCCAUGCCACCCAAGUCCGCUGCCUCUUCAGGGUCGACUAGCGAGCCAGAGAAGUCACAAGCGCCGUCUCAACAUCCGUAUACCUUCGAGCCCAAUGAUCUGCUGCCUCCUGUUGGAAGCACCUAUCUUCUUCAUUUGUUCAAGCACCCUCAGGACUAUGAGGGCGAGUUGAUUACGUAUCUUCGUAGUCCAAAGCGGCGCCAGCGUCUGGAGUUUGGUAUGGGCUGGGGUGUUCAUCUUGUGGAAGGCUUUCUCGCGCAGCGGGUAUGGGCAGUAACGAUGGGUAUCUGUGGCUUAGGUAGCGCGGCGUUUGCGAUUUUAUGGACUAUCCAGAAGGACGACGUGCAGGGCGCCUUCGGAGUCGCGCAGUGGGUGUUGGGUUUAGCCGUAUUGUUGGUUGGUGGCAUGCAAGCGUGGCUGGAAUAA